Molecule: messenger RNA, 432 nt
Organism: Populus euphratica (Euphrates poplar)
Lineage: Eukaryota; Viridiplantae; Streptophyta; Magnoliopsida; Malpighiales; Salicaceae
Exons: 2
Coding region: 1-432 (143 amino acids)
Source: RefSeq, a predicted model, not a curated record
AUGGGGUGGAAAGUAAAUAUCGUCAAUCAAUUGAGCCAUAACAAGAGGUUGUUUGUGCACUGCAAGUCUAAAGAUGAUGAUCUUGGCCCCCACCAUGUUCAGAGCAAGGAUCGAUUCGUGUUUCGUUUCGUAGAGAACUUCUACUGGGCAACUACAUUGUUUUGGUGCUCUAUGUCCAAGGACAGAAAGAGUUAUGCUUCUUUCGACGUUUUCUGGUCUGUAGAUAAUCUUCAGAAGAAUAAAAACUUCAACCUACAGGGAUUGACCGCUACGAGAGAAAUCAUUUGGCUAGUGAGGGAUGAUGGGAUUUAUUUUAGGGCAGUGAGAAACUAUGGGAACAGUUAUGUGCCCAGAUUGUUUUCUAAAUUAUACUUUCUCCUUGAACAGCUGUUGUGUUCCUCUGUUGCUCUUGUCGAUAUUAAAGAGUUUUGA